AUGGCCGCCGCUACGUCCCCGUUUGUUCCCAUCUCCACCGCGUCUCUCGCAUCCCCCUCCGCCGAGCUCUAUCGGAAUGUGCCUCCCCCCGCUUCUCGUCCUUCCCCCAUUUCAGAUUCUUCUCUUCUUCUUCCGACGGCAGUGACGAUGGCAAAGCCCCUGCCGCUCUCCCCGCCGCCGACAUCUCUUCUGCCGCGUCUUCUGGUUCCAGUGACAUCGUCGAGGCUUCUUCCUCCUCCGCCCUGGUCGAGGAUGUCACCAACGCGGGUGCCGCCCCUCGCCGACCCGCAUUUCAUCACGAUUUAGGGUUUCGAUUGCUUUGAAUUGCUUUAAUCUUUCGAUCACGUCUUCAGAGCUCAAACGGCGGAUUGAAAAGUAUUUCAAGGGCGACGAGGAGGCGCUGCCGUCGAUCAUGGAGGCGAUCAUGAGGCGAAAACUGACAGGGAAGCAUGAGGAGACGGACGACGAGAUGAUGGAGGAUCUGCGGAUGAAGCCGCUUCAGGACGUAAAGGACCGUGAAUUCGAGGAGGAUUUUGACGAGCUGUACUCAACGGACGAGGACAUCCCCGACCUAUACAAUGCUCGCAAUCAUGUGGAGCAGAAGAUGGUGAAGGAUGAGUACUUCAACAUGGACGAGCGCAAGUGGGAUGGGAUGGUGCAGGAGGCCAUUGAGAAGGGAUUUGUCAAGGACACCAGCGAAUGUGAGCGCAUCCUUGAGGAUAUGCUCAAGUGGGAUAACCUUCUCCCUGGUGAGUAGCACCGGUCACAGUUAUUAGCUUCUAAUAUUGGUAGCUCAAUUGAAUAGGAAGGUUGAAAAGCUGAAGAAUUUGUAUUCCGUGCUCUGCUGCAACACGUUGAAUUGCCUUCUGUGACUAAAAUGUAUACUUUUAGCACAUAUGUCCGCGGUGUUUGAUUUUCCACUGAUCAUUCAAGAUUUCUUGUGCAAUUGUCCAGCAUGAAAGAAUAUAUAUUUCCACUGAUUAUCCAGGCUCACAACCCCCAGAUCAGUUUUGUGGAUAGCCAGAUCUUCGAAUGUUUAUCAUGGGUUCAUGUUUAUGUGCUCUAUAGUGAGGCCGUAGGGUAGUAAUGCAUUUAUAACGAGUAAGAGGUUUAGGGUUCUACUUGAUCUAUCACGUCUUAGCAGAGUCUAUUAAGAUAUUGUAAAGAGGCCUUCUCUAAGCGUCUAAUAGCAUCAUACACUUGCACGUUUCUCUCUCUUUUCGUGCUCAAUCCAUAUGUGUUACCAUCUGCUUGAAUUUUCUUUUUCUCCUCGAUUCCAAUGAAAUAUUGGUUUGAAUUAUGGUUAUAGAUAGUAGAUUAGCUGAUAGACAAACAUAAGAUUGUUAGUUUUGGUGUUUUUUUUGCCAUGGGGACUGGUGUUAUAGACCAUGCGGAUAUUUCUUCGAAUCAAGUUUUGAGAAAUUCGAAGUAAUGGGAAACUGUCCUUAGGGCAACAAAGUAUUUUUUUCCAAGGAUAUUGGAAUGUUGAAUUGAAGAAUUUUCUAAUGGAAUACCUGGGUCACCUCUUCUCUGACAGGUGAUGAAUUACAUACUUAAAAUCCUAUUGGACGUAAAUCUGAACAAAAUAUCUAAUGGUUGAAAUCGAGGUUAUAUAUCUUUUCUAGAGUGUCUUAUCCGUUCUACCAACUUUUAUUUUUCAAUCUGCUUGGCUCCAUCAACUAUUCUUUGGAGAACAUAAGCUACAGUAAGUUCAUUCUUCCAUAAAGGAAAUUAUGAAGAGAAUGAAGUGACUUUAUUUAUUGAGAUGUGACCUUCUACGAAGAAACAGGACUGGAAUGAUUGUUUGCUUGGUAGUGAUGACAAUUUCUGUAGGUAUAACAUUUGAAAUGGUUACCAAAAGUUCUGAUUAACACGUGCUGUUGGUGAUUAUCAUGGGAAGUACCAUAGAACCUGUGGAGAACGGUUCUCUGUCCUCUUCUACUGCAUUGAUUCUUUUUUUUUUUUUUUGGAAGUCACAAAUCACCCUUAAAUGGUUGGAAUUUCGCAGGGACCUCAGGCAUUAAGGUUGGAGAUAAAAAAAAGGGACCUCCGUCUUAGAUAACAAAUCACUUCGGUUUUGAGUGGUGUCCUGUGGGAAGAUAGAACUUUUCUUGCAAGAUUCUAUGAUUUGAUAUCAAUGGAGCAUGAGGAGAAGUCGAACUGAUGGAGAAAGGAAAAAUGGGUAGCAUUACAACAUUUGCUUAGUAUUUAGCUAAAUAUUUGCAUGAAACAUAUUUUUUUCUGCAUUUCUAUGGAAUUUUGAAAGAUCCAAAGAUCUCAGAGAGGUAAGGAGUUGUCGGAUGAAUUGCACUCCUUUGUAUAGGUCGGGAGUCUAUUUUUGGAGGGUUGUACCGAAUUCCUAUAGUAAUGGAGCACACUUGAAAUUCCUCUGGAGACUUAUACAUCGUGUAUUGAUAAGAUCAUUCUCCCAACGAAUGGAAAGAGGAGAGGAGGAGAUAAGAAAAUUCUUUGAGAGAAGUGACGACUCACUCUGGGCAGCGAGAAUAACUGAAUAACCCUGCCUUUGGGGGUUUCCACAUGGGACGGGGACAAGCACUGAAUUUAUGGUUGGAACCCUCUUCUCACUCCCCUACUGUCAAAGCUGUUCCAUUAGUGAGAUCGCUACAGAGACUGUUGUCUACGAAAAUGCUCUGAGAGAUCAUAGCUGAAAGAAUGAGGUGAGGGGGGGUGGGCGGGAGGGGCGUUCCAUAGCAUGGUGGUAAAACCUUGUGUGGGACCAAAAGUUGCCAAUUAAGAUAAGAUUUUUCUAGGAGAAAUGCAAAUUUACUUCACAAAUGGUGGAUAGCUAAAGGUGCUUUGAAGAUGGAAUCUUAACCUCAGUAGCAACCCAACCUGAGGAGAAAUUGAAAAACUGAUAUCGUUACUAUAUAUGACCACGUGUUUGGGUAGGCAGUUACCUACAAAGUUUUGGCGAUUAUCCAAAUUGUGGACUUCUCAUGCAAGUCAUAUUUGAAAGCAUAUAUGAGGGUAUUUUGUCACAUUUCGGAAACAAUGUGGCAAAAAAUUUCCAAUCGAGAAUUUUCUUGUAGGAUGGAUACCAAGCAGCUUUUUAUGGGGGUUAGGUAUCCGAAUACGAACUUCAAAGGUUUUAAAAUUAUGUCUUUUAGUGGAAUCAUCGCCAGAAGCAUUCGUUGUGUUGUCAUUUGGAUGCCCUGGCGAAUCAUCUUCAAGUCCUCAGACUCUGCAGUUAGUCAAAUUAUGUGGACUCUUUCUGAAAACCAUCAUACAGCCAACAUCUGAAACUAGAAAAACAGUAAUGAAGCUUUUUCCAUUCCUCAUAAUGGAAGAGAGAAGAAACAAAAGAAACUUCCCUUGGACGCAAAUUCAACGUGACAACCAAUAGUGUCUAUUCCAUGGGCAGAUGGUGCAGAUUAGGGGAAAUUCCAGUGGAUUUCACUCCACUACUUGUUGAAUGACGGAUUGACCUUUUGUUGGGUGUGACAGUGAGUGAUGCCUUUGGCUGAUUGCAGGAAUGAUUUUUCAUAUUUCUGGAGUUGUGCUUUGUAACGGACAAAAUUCUGACUCAUUAUGAGAUCUGUUUCGUAGGAUUGCAGUUUAUGAAACCUUAAACAACUAUUAGCUUGGAAUGAGGCACAUGUGACAUGAAAUACUUUGGUUAUUUUGAAGCACAUCACAAAUAACGUUCAGUGGGAAAAAAAAUUAUUCAUGAAAGGGUUUGCUGAGAACCUCUUUUGAAUCAUACUAGGGAAAUUGAAUAGUGAAACUUAAUAUUGUGUUGCAAUCCAGGUUUUGCAUUUCACUUGUUGUACGGAUAUCUGGACACGUACAUGUUUGCUGGGCUCUUGUAAACGUUUAUCCCAAAAUGCUCUUCUUGCAGGAACUUUUGGUGCCAGAAAUCAAUUUGAAAUCAGAAGUGCUCAAUAGUCAUGAACUUUCUUUGGAGGAAUGAAAUUUACGAGCCUUAAUUGUAUUGAGUGGAAACAAAAGUCUCAGUAGGAUCAUCUGUGGUUUUAUUAUGAACUUGUCUCGUCUCUGCUUAUAUGGAAUACAAGGUCUAAAGAUGGUUCCCUUCGUAUCCUCUAUAGGCUUCUGAUGUAGACGCCUGUUCAAACGUAACUAACGAACGUGCAUGGAUGAGAUGGUUACUGUGGCUGAACUCAGACCGUUACCAAGUUGAUCAUGGCAAUGUCUUGUUCCAAUUGACUCAGAUGACUCUUCGGGUUACAUUGUCGAUUCCUCUCCGGAAAAUGUUAUGUAUUCAACUUGAGAUUCUAUUAUGGCCCUUGGUUUCAUAGAUUGGCUCUACUUUGAAACAUACGAAACAAGAAAUAAUUGUGUCCUUGGAUUCAGGAAAAGGGUCUUGAAGAAGAAAUUAGCAUGUAAUUUAUGUCUAUGGUCAAGUGCCUACUGGUUGUGUAAUUAAAUAGUUGUGUUAGGUUUUAAUGAAAAUAAGCAUGGGGAAAAGUCUUAAAAAAUAAUAACUUUGGAUGAUCUGGUUCUUUGGCAAUCUAUGCGAGGUUUUCUUGUUGGAAAUUCAGGGGUUACUAAGUUGACCAUCUAUGCAACUUUCGUGUGAUGUUAGUGUUGCAGGAGUCAUCUUGACUCGAUUUGACUGUAUUAAGACAUCUGUUGGAGAAGUCAUCUGUUGCAGGAUGGGUUUCCUUUUGCUUUCAGAAAUGCAGUGAACUUCAAAAAUUAUCAAGUUCCGAUCCAUUUAUUCUAAAUCAUCAUAUUGACGAAACAGCAGUUGUGGAUCUACUAUCCAGUCUUCUGUAGUCUUGCGAGCUAAACAGGAUUUUUAGAUGGAAUCAAUCGAACAGAUUCAAAUUUAAUUCAACCGCAUAAAUUUUCAUGUUACGAAACGAUUGCAAAUUUUCCAUUUUGUAUGUUAUUUGGGAUCGAACAUAUCGGUUCCCAGAGUUUACAGCCAAACACCAGAGAAAUUGAUGUCAGUUAAGGGAAUGGGAUGAAUGAUCAUAGAAAAAAGUUUCAUGUUAGAAAAAUGAGUUUCAGGAGUUCAGUUGUACGGGUAUCUUUGGAUGGAUCAUUAUUAAAGUUAUGGGAGAAUUGUUUCAGAAAACUGCUAAGUGGACCAUAAUCAUAAUAGCAGUAAUGACUUAUGGCGGGAGUUCUUAAAUAAGAAAGGUUUCGUUAUCUUAGGGUGCACUCUUUUUUUUAAGAAUGGAAACCAAAAGUUGCUGCUUUUAAAAUUCCAAAGGCUGAUCAAUCUUGUAGAGAAUAUCACACUGACACUUUUCCAGUCUUUUCUGUUGAAGCUUUGCAUCUUGAGUUUGCCCAAUUUGACGAAGUUAUUGGUGGUGAAGUAAUUCAAGAUUACUUUCUAUCAGAUAUGUGGUGGUAUUUUUUUCCUGGUUUUAAGGAGCAUAUGAGUUAUUUAGUAAUCAGAAGUCCACUGAGGAUGGCUCCUGGAUCUGUUGCUGAUUACUUGUGAUGAGAAGUAAUCAGAGAAAGUAGAAGGCUUUAAAUGAGGACUUUGCUACAUUAUUGUUGUCCGUAGGUUUAUCACUGAAGAUCAAGGACAAAUAUUAGACAACUUUAACCAUCAUAAGAGACAACUUAUCCUGAAAAAUCCAUAAGGACAACAAAGUUUGCAUUGUAGUAAAACCAGGUUUUGCAAAAGCUCAUACAGAAUAAGUUGGAGUAGCUUAAAAAGAACAUUGUUUUUUAUUAGAUUUAAUGAAAGAAUGCAUAACUGAAUGAUAAAUUGCAUCACAACGGCAGUGUUUUCUGUCCACCCUGAACUGUGAACUGAUUGUCCAUCUUAAGACUUCAAGAGCUUUUGGACAAUCGACUCGAUUGUCCCAAGUCCCAGCAACGCUACCUUCCCAUGUGACAAUAUAAAAGCAUCAAGACUGGAACGAGAGGGUUAGUUGACGGAACUCUGGUAAGUUCCUGUUGCAUAUCUUUCGUGCAUCUCAAAACUGCUGUUGAUACGAUUUAUUUGAUAAGGAUUAUGUACAGAAAACUGACAUGUUAAUUUGGCCUCUUAUAUGGCUUGAAAGGAUGAUUUGACUGUGCAAAUCUUAACAACAAAUUAAUUAUUGUAAGUAGGAUUUAGGAUACAAGUAUGACUAGAGAUAUUUAAUCAUUGGCCUUUAUCCUUGCUGAAUUCUCAUUUCAGUACAUUGGUCUCCCAUCAUUUGUAGGCAGAAUUAGAAUAUAAGGGUGUAAGGGUGAACGCAAAUGAUUUAGUGUUCUGAUUCUAGAUUGGAAGGGUGGAACUACUUUCUGCUGCAGCAAGAUGGAUUCUUUCUGAAACACUAUUCUAUCUACUUUGGCCAUGUUUAUGACUCUCAUCUUCAGGACAGAAAUUUGACCAGAAAAAAAAUUGAAUUCCUCAGAAGCCAGUUCUUUCCGGAGCAGGGUAAAUAGCAUCGUCUAAUCUGAUGGAGUAUAGUGACCAGACCAAUGAAAGGUAUACAUUCAUUUUUGAAAAACGGAGAUGGAUGAUGAUUUAUCCACUAUCUUUUCCUUUAGGAAAACUGACGCCAUGUAGAGUUUGGUGGUAAAAAACGAUUUGGAAGAAUAAAAUUUCUUCCUUCAAAAGUAAGAUUUUUUUAGAAGUUGGCUAGCAUGUGGCUGCCUUUGUGUGACAGAAUCCAAAGCUUAAAGCUUAAUAUCAAAAUAGGUAUGCGAAAAGAGACUAUUUGUCAUUGAUCCAGGAGACGUAUUACUGUGUGUUAUGGAAGGAUGUUUAAUGCUCGCAAUUCGUUGUCAAGUUGAGAAUUACUUAAAUAUUACUUUCAAAAAAGUCAGUAUUCUUUAUGUUGUGUUAUCCGGUACUAACUGACAGUGUUAUUGAUUGGUAGAAGGUGAUGUUAACAGCUAUUCUAUGGGUUAGAUAUAGGAGAAGGAACAUUGGGACAUUCCUACUAAAUUUCAGCGUAAUUGAGGACAUGUUCAUGGUGGCCUUAUUGUACGUGUCCAGUGUGUCGGUUUAGAGCAAUGGAAAUCGGAGAUGAUCCAUGGUUACACCUGCUGAACAUGAUUGAAAAUAUAAAAGAAUUUUUAUAGUUCAUUCCUCUUAUUCAUCUGUCACCUUGGUAGAUGCGAAGAGAAAUUGAAGAGAGAAGGAAUGGGGAGUACUGGAGGUGAGGGGAAAGCACUGUAAUGACGAAUAUACGAGUAAAAUUUAGGGAAUGGGGAAUACUGAAUACCUUCAUUGGGUAAAAGGCGUAUACACUCUCAAGAAGAAAUUAUUGAAUAUUCCUUAAAUUUUACAGGAAUUUGAUUUUUUUCUCACUGUAGUACAAUGUACUUUUUCACUUGAUAUUUGCAUAUGGCGGUGACGUGUCUCCUUUAAAACUGCAUAAAAACAAUACUUGAAACUAUGAGUGGGUUAUAACCUAUGUUAGUUGAUUGCCAAAGUUCCUGGAUAUGUCCAUUUUAAAAGAAUUGCACUUAAAACAAGCGUGAGAAAAUUUCUUCCGAAAAAGUUGUGGUUGGACCACAAUUGUUUUGGGGCCUUCCCUUGGUUGUUUCAUCCCUCCAACACUAGCUGGGUAAAGAAAAAUCAUUGGUGCAUUUUACUUAUUUGCGAUGAUUGACAGAAAGUUGAUACAAUUGGAAACAAGGUUUUCAGUGAGAUAUGAUGCAUGAAGGCCCUGAAUAAGGAAAACUAAUGGCAUCAGGGACACCAUAAUUUUCAUUUGAAAACUAAACAGCUUACAAACAUCUCAUGAUUAACUCUCAUAACCAAAAAAAUUCAAACGGCUACAAUGAGAAGACUGUAUUUUAAUCAUGGCUUUAAAUUUCACUGACGAUAAUGGAGUUCUUUUAUAUAUUGAGAAGUCUGUCAAUCUUAUGUUGUGUAAUUGUGGUCUAAUAUUUUGGAUUUGGAUUAGUUUUUCUGAUGUUGUAUGUCUAUCUAAUGCAAAAUAUUUGACUAGUGAUAAUCGAUGGACUUGUAUUUCUUUUUCUUGUUUAUGAAUGAUUUUCAUUUUGGGGAUCUUUCACUAAAUAGUUUUGGCUGAUUUCAUGUUAGAUGAGAUAAAACAGAAGAUUGAGGCAAGAUUUUAUGAACUGGGAGACAUGUGCGAAAAAGGAGAGCUGCAGCCUGAAGAGGCAUAUGAGCUCUUUAAAGAAUUUGAGGACAAGGUGGUUCUGGAAUGUUCAGAGACGAUGCUUGCAAAUGAGUCCACUGAGGAAGAAAAGAUUUCUGAUGGAGUAACGAAAGAAGACUUUAGUAACCCGCCAGGUGAGGGACCUAUUCUGAAGUGGGAAACACGUGCAGUCUUUGCACCUGGUGGAGAUUCGUGGCAUCCGAAAAACAGAAAGGUCAACCUUUCAGUGACUGUGAAAGAACUGGGCCUUUCAAGACAUGCUUUCCGACGACUGAGAGAAAUUGUUGGAAAGAGAUAUCAUCCAGGUAGAGAUGAGCUUGUUCUCAUCAGUGAGAGGUACAACACUAACUCUUGCCUAUUUACGUGACAUUGCACUGUAUGAUUUGACUAUUUAAAUUGGAAUUCGGUAUCUUCUGAUUACUGUUCAACCAUAGGUUAUUUGUUGCUUCAAGAUGCCUAAAUUUCUGCCCUUGUUCUUAUUUCUCUGGUCAAAUAUCUUUAAUUAUGAAGAAUAUGAUAUGGAUUUUUACUGAUGGGGGGUUUUCUACUUAUGUUAUUAGUUAGAUGCGAUGACACGAGUGGAAUUUCUUAAGGUCGCUGAAAUUUCAAAUGGCGGUUUGAAAUAUAGUAAUCCUUUCUUUUAGUCAAUUUUUCGCAUCACAUGACAUUGACACAUCACAUGAACACAGUAAGUUUUGCAACUGAUUUUUGUAAAUAUUUUUGAAAUUUUUCUUAAAGAUGGUUUAAUUUCUUUAAUGAUAUUGCUGGUUAAGUUAGUUUUGCCAAAGAUGAGUAACUAAAAAGGGACAUUGGAUUAGCACACUAGAAAAUAUUCAUUAAUCAGUGGAUUGCUAAUGAGAUAUUGACCAGACUCCCAUGAAUGUGGGUGUUUUUUGUCUAUUUGUUCCUUGGGGCUUGCGGAAGCGCUCAAUAAAGAUGUGAAGUAAAGACUUGUGCGAUUCUGCUAAUCUUUACUUUUUAAAAUUCUCGAUUAGUCUUGGAACCAUGUUCGAUUCACGUUUGCCAGUUGACGCGAACUAAAUAUUUGAAAAUAUCAAAUUUGUUAAUACUCAGUUUUCAUGCUUCCCAUCUUAAAGUAUUUUCCGUCCAUUUCGGAAAAGGAAAAUUCUUCUUCAACCAGAUUAUUGAAGCUGAUUUUAGUGGGCUUGUCUCUUAUUUUCAUGGGACCUCUUGUCUUCUUAAGGUUCGACCAUCGGGAGGAGAAUAGGAAGGACUGCCUGAGGACCCUUUAUGCCCUGAUUGAUGAUGCCCGCAGAGCUGACGAUUUGGUCAAGGAGACCCGAACUGCGUACAUCAAGGACAGGCUUAGAGCCAAUCCAAAAUUCAUGGAGCACCUGCGAGGAAAGCUCGCUCAAAGUCAUCUAUCCCCUUCUUCCGCUCCUUUGUAA
Molecule: messenger RNA, 9475 nt
Organism: Spirodela intermedia
Lineage: Eukaryota; Viridiplantae; Streptophyta; Magnoliopsida; Alismatales; Araceae
Source: the annotation of a GenBank genome assembly